UUUAAAUCCGAGAUGGCAGGUAGCUUUUCUGAGGCAACUGCAAAACACCUGAACUGAAAUGUUUUUGUUUAAACUCUCAGUGAAUUUUAUACCUGGAGAAUAUCUGGUUUUAAAUGAGUAGAAAAAGAUCAGAAGAUGAUGGCAAAUAAACGGGGAAUGAGCAGUGGCCCUCAGAGACAGCAAGGGCCCCUGGUGAGGUCAAGGGCCCCGGAUGAAGCACUACCCUCGACAUCAGCAACAGACCAAAGCCCCUCAUUGCAAACACUGAAAGAGGAGGUUGUCAACUUAAUACAGAGCUUUCCGGAAGGAAUCGAAGUGUCCGGGUUAAUCUUUAUGUACAGGAGGGUCUACGGCAAGAGGUUUGGACCUUUAAGCAGUUUUGGUUUGGAAGGCCUUCAGGAGCUUUUUGAAGAGCUCAGUGACCAAGUGCGUGUGGAAAGGAUUCACAAUAAAAACAUAAUCAAAUCUGUAAACCCUGUUCGCAGGACUCUACAGCUUCCCAUGUUUCAAGGCAUUCACAGAGUACAAACACAGGAUGUAAAAAUGGAUGACGCUCCUAAGAACGCAAUUCGUGAAGACUUUGAAAAGAGAUGCAGAGAUGUUGUGGAUUUGGUAAAAAGCCACCAGGAAGGCAUUCCUCUUUCAAAAAUAGCAGUAUUUUAUAAUAGCGAAUAUGGGAGGCCUCUGAGAAAGAAAGAACUUGGGUUCUCCUCAAUAGCAGAUUUCAUUGACUCUCUCGACCAAGAGCUGUGUGUGGAAAAUGGCCAAAUUUUCUACAGGAUUGCAAAGCCUGAAGCUUCGACCCAUACAGCACCACCCGUGCAUGUUGAUGGGGUUUUUAAAGACGUUGUGGAGCUGGUUAAGGACCAUCCCACAGGCCUUCCUCUUAGGAAGUUUUCUAUGUUUUUCAAUCAAAAGUAUCGGCGUAACCUCGCUGUGUCAGAGUUUGGUUUCAAAACAGUCGCCUCCUUCAUUGAUUCUCUGAGCGAUGAGCUAUUGGUGGAGAAAGAGAGAAUCUUCCACAAGAGUCACAGAGCAGCACCUGCAGUCCCAACACCUGCACACCUACCAAGAGUGAACAAUGACUCGACACCUGCGAACCCAACAAGCCCUGUAGUUAGUUUUGGAGCUGAAUUUGCUCAAAGAGGUAGUGAAAUGACACAAGAGGAACUGAUGGAUAAAGUUAAAGAAGUUAUAAAAAAGUAUCCAGCUGCAAGCCAUUCCAUUAUUGAAUUGCAGAAUGGCUUCUUCCUCCUCUUUGGGUCGGCACUUCCAUUAGAUCUCUACAUGUCAUUGUAUGACAGUCAUACAGCUAAACCACUUUCUUCCUCUUGUCUUGUAAAAAAUAAACCAGCAGGAGCAAAGUGCAUUGAAACAGCACAAAAGAAGAUUGUUGAGGAAGUAAAGAAGGUUCAGCCCAUGCCCGUUGCGGUAAAUGAACAAGUGGUCCGGUCCAAGGCAGGAUCCCCUUUGCUUCGGUUUCAAAGUUUAACCGUCCCACCCAUGGAAACCCCUAGUAAUCUGUCCACUAGUGACUUCCCAGUUCUUGGUACUAUGCUGUCCAAAGCUGGGGAGAAGAAGUUGAAGGAGGGAAGGGGGCCUGUCUUCAAUGAGUCCUACUACAGCCAAGUGAGAGAGGUCCAUGGUGCUAACAUGAGGGCAGCAGAAGCCUUGCUGGAAGAUGAAGACAAUGUUGGGAGACGGAGAAAGGCCAUGAGCUCAAAGGAUGUGAACUGUUUGGUAGAGGACGUCAUGAGAGCCCUUGCAGCCGAAGGAGAGCUUGUCACCAUCGAGAGGGUGGUCAGCAGAGUUUGUUCACUUCUACAAGUGUCCAACUUGUUGAAAGAUAUGAAUAUUGACGCUCGUCGGCAUCUGCCUGCAGUGCAGGAACUUCAGCGCAGCAUCAAGGAGAUCAAUAUGUAUAUUGAGUCAGUGGAAGCGGUUUCCUCUAUAUGCACGAUUUACGAAUUGGGACAGGCUUUGGCCAACCUGAAGAACAAGAAACGCUUUGAAGAACUCCAUCUGGGCCCUCUCUGCAAGAUCCCUCUUAUUCACCGAAUGUUCAGAAUAGAUGCAAAUACUAAAGAUGAUGAUGUACAUCAGAUUGCGACAGUGGAUAUUCUUAGGAGUCUCCGAAUGUUCAGGAGAAAAAGCAAGACGCCUAGAGUUGACCUUGCUGACUUCCUGAAGCACCUUGCAGACCAGUACAGCUGUGAGUCACCGUAUGAACUUGGCAUCAGAAUCCAGAGUCUUGGGUUGCCUAUUUCGACGUUGAAUAAGGCAUCUGCUGCUGAGUUUUGCCACAUGGACACAGCCAGAGAAGCCAUUCAGAAGGAGAUUCAGGAGGAGGUGGAUGCCAAAAUGUUUAAGAUCAAGAAGAGCCUGCUGGAUCCAGCCCAAGGACCUGUGAUCUUCUCCCAGAUUGGCAACUCUGAGCUGAGGAAAAAAUAUGUAAAUAUGACCGCCACGGAUGCAGUCAUGGAAGUCUUCAUCAAUUCUGAAAGUGUCUUCAAUAAGAGUAUGACAAAGACUAUUCAGACGUUCCUGUUAUGUGUAAACAGAGACAGGCUCGCUAGAGCCUUAUUCCAGCUUGCUAUAUGCUGUGGCUCCUUGGACGCCCCUCAGGACCUGGUAGCUAAAGAAAAACCACAGAAAAAAGCAGAGGCAAAGAAAACUACAGAAGAGAGAGCCAUAGAGAUGCUCCCUACUGAAGCUGACGUGAAGAGCUAUUUUCAAGAGUGUGUCACUCAUUUCAAGAGCACACCUACUCUGGCCCACCUUCGCACUCUGGAAAAGAGGAUUGCAGAGAAAUUCAAGUUUAAAAACUUCAGCCAGCUGCAGCAAGGAACCUUCCUUGAUUUCAUUUUCAACAACAAAAAGGUCCUGCAGGAGGCAGCAGGGGGCGCCGUCUCCAUCGACAGCCAGGAUCCAGGAAUGAACGGCUUCAGACCUUGCAGACAAGAUGUGUUUGAGUUCAUCAAGCAGUGCGGGGAGGGAGAUGACAGCAGACUGCCGUUCAUUGAAGCCGCUCUGAGGAAUCAUUACCGGAUCAGGGAUAGCCGAGAGCUCGGUCACGGGCCCCUCAGUUUUCUUGUCAAUUGCACGCAGAAGCAAAAGGAACUAAGCGGAGACGCUGUCACUAGUGUGGUACGCUAUGAGUGUCCUCUGCUGCCCAUGGGUUCAGGGGAGUGUGUGGUGGAUUCCGUGGGUUUGCUGGGCGAGGUGAGCCGUGAUCAGGCACGGGCGAGUUUGCUGUCGGCUCCUCUGCUGCAGGAUCUGGAGGAAUGGAGUCAGUGGCAGCUGGUGUUUCAGCCCAACCACGGCCCUCUCAAAGACUUCAUCGACAAGUACUGUGGUAAGACGGAGCUGCUGGCUCUCGAGGUUUCUCCCGGCGUCCUGCUGCGGGUCACCGCUGUCACGGGGGACAAACACUUCUCAGAGGCGACACAGGCUCUGGACCCCAUCGGCACCGCCGGACACUUGCUCUCCAUUGUGGUGGCUUAUGGGAUCCCAAACACGCCCACAGCGCUCCUGGCCAAUCACAUGGAGAGCGCGCUGAAUGUAGCAGUCGCACAGGAAGGUAGGAGGUUUUCUUCGUCAUGCUUCACUCACUGUCCGUCACACGUUGUCCUGAAACUGUUUCAGGAAGUGUUUUUGGAGCCGCUGUCUAAAGUGCUUGGUCAGACCAGAUCGAAAACACUGCUGCUGGACGCUGCACGUUCACACACGCGCUACCUGAACAAACUGCAUCAGAUGGGGCUCCUGCUGGGGAUCACCGAGUGGAGGAGCCACUUCAACGACAAAGUGCUUCUGCCAGCUCCUCCUCAACUGCCUUCAGAGAUCAAGAAGUUUGUGGUGGAGGACUCCAUGAGUGACAUGUCUUCAGUGUUGAGUCAGAAUGAGAUGGAUAAUGAGGAGGAAACAGAGCUCAGCACUUCCUCCAGCAGCCCCAGAAGAGACCAUCAGCAGGACAGUGAUGGUGAUGAUGAUGAUGAUGAUGAAGAGGAGCAGAUGUACGAGCUGGUGUCCGAACACAUUGAAGAGACGGACAGCAGUGAGGACGAGGACAGAGUAAACUCAACGACUGCUGAUCAUCCAGAUGAAGAAGUGAACGACGAGCUGGAUCAGCACCGAGCCGUCAUAGAGGACAUCAGGAAAACGGAGUUCGGCAUCGGCGUGGAGCUGAACGAGGAAGGUCAGAACCUGAUGAGGAAGCAGCAGGCGAGACUGGGCCGCAGUCUGGAGCGGCUCUCCACUGAACUCUACAGCAAAGACACACACUUCGUGCUGGAGCUCAUUCAGAACGCUGAUGAUAACUGCUAUCCUGACGGCCGAGAGCAGCCGGCGCUGGCCUUUGUGGUGGAGAAGGACUGCAUCACCAUCCUGAACAACGAGUGUGGGUUUGAGGAGAACAACGUCCGUGCUAUCUGUGACGUGGGCCGGAGCACCAAAGGAAAACACAAAUAUGGCUACAUCGGUCAAAAGGGCAUUGGCUUUAAAUCAGUUUUUAAAGUCACCGACUGUCCUGAGAUCCACUCCAAUGGUUUCCACAUCCGAUUUGACAAGAACAGCGGCCCCAUGGGAUACAUCCUGCCUCACUGGGUCGAGCAGGAGCGGCCAGGGAGCGCUGGCGCCAGAGAGAUCGCAGAGCAGAGAUGGGCUACAAAGAUCCACCUGCCCCUGCGCUCCGAGAGCUACCAGACUAAAAACCUCUUCCAUGACGUUCAUCCCUCUCUCCUGCUCUUCCUCCAUCGCCUUCGCUCCAUCAUCAUCUUCAAUGAGGCUGAGAAGCGUUUGGUGUCGAUGACGCGCCGUGAUCUGAGCCAUAACAUCCUGGAAGUAGCACACACUGGUGGAGAAGAGCGUUGGCUAGUGAUCAAGAGAAUGCUUUAUCCUAAAAAGAUUAAAGAAGACGUGGAGUCGACAGAAUUGGCUCUGGCGUUCCAGCUCAGUGGCUCGUCUCCCUGUGAUGUGAAGCCUCAGAAACAGCCCGUCUUUGCCUUUCUUCCACUUCGCAGCUUCGGUUUCCGUUUCAUCAUCCAAGGUGAUUUUGACAUCCCUUCCUCCAGAGAGGAUGUGGACAGAGACAGUUCCUGGAACCAGUGGCUUCGCUCUGAGAUCCCGCAGCUGUUUGUACACGCCAUGGAUGUCUUCAAUCAACACCCAGAGUUCAGCGGGCUCGGCGGCCUCUGUUACUUCAUGCAGUUCAUCCCUCAACCAAGUGAGAUCCUGGACUUCUUCAACCCAGUGGCCAAUCAGAUCAUUCAGCUGCUGAAGGGCAAAGCUUGCCUUCCUGCCAAAGAGGACAGCGAGGGCCAAGUGGAGUUCAAGCAGCCUUCCCAGCUUGCCGUGUGUCAGGACCGUCUGAUCCAGGACGUGAUUGGAGGAGAGGAUCUGUGCAGAAGCCUGAGUCUGUCCUACCUGCAUCCUGCGCUGCAGUCACGUCUCUCCAGCUCGCUGCUAACCGCGCUGGGCGUUCAUCGCCUCAGAGCCGUCGAGAUCAUCACCGUCACCUGCGCCAUGGCCAGAGAGCUCGUGCAACACGGCCGGCUCAAGACAGAGCAUGAUCUGAAGAAGCUGGCCAGGCUGUUGGUGUGUAACUUUCGUGCGCUGGAGUCGGAGUAUGAAGUUGACGCCCUGCUCCAGUCCCUCAAAGACGUUCCCAUGAUCCCUCUGGCCAACGGCAGUGUGGUUUCUCUGAGUUCAGAGGGAGUUUUCUUUCCUCUCAGUGAUGUGUUGCAAGCUCAAACAGAUCUGCAGGCUCUCUACCAGGACCUGAACAUCGUGGAGCCGCGGCUGCUGGCGUCUCUGGAUGAACUGGGAAACUCGCAGGUGCGGGAGCUGCUCCGGAGACUGAACGUCCAUGAGCUGGAGCCGCAGCAGGUCCUGCAGCAGCACAUCUACCCGCUGCUCAGGAGCAAAGCCUGGGAGAAAAAGCCCGAGGACAUCGUCAUCAGCUACCUGGUGUUCAUCAAACUGCACUCUCAGGAUCAGGAUUACAGGAGUCUCAUCACAAACGUCCCUGUGCUGACUAACAAGGGCUUCCUCUGCCCCGCCGAGCACAAAAUCCACUUCUCCAAAGAGUACGGCAACAUCCACCUUCCCAGUGUGCUCCCCGGUGUGGACUGGGUGCUGCUGGACGCUUGCUAUCUGAGGGCCGACCGAGACGCGAGCGGAUGGAGAGACUUCUUCAGUGCGCUGGGAGUGCGAGACCUGCUCAUCUUCAGGAAGGAGAAGCGCACCUUCACUGCCUCUGAGCUGGCGUCCAGCCCGUGGUCAGUGGAGAGCAAGCCGUGGUCCAGGCCCACAGAUGGACUGUAUGUCAUCGAGGAUCAGCACUGCGUUGAGUUUCAUACGCUGGCCACUGCAGAUCAUCUGACCGCUGACAGCAAACUACAGCAGAGACAAGCACUGAUCAGCCUUCUGGACAAGAACUGGGACACUGGAGAGAAGUACUCGCAGUACCUCCGGAUUCAGGUCUGUGACAGUCAGGGCCGCUCCGUGAGGGAGGCCAGAUCCUCCUUCUACCAUCACCUCACGCAGCUGUCCUGGGUUCCCUCGCGCAGACCGCCGUGGGACGAGAGCCGGCCCGUUUCCUACCUACAGCCCAAAUCUGUCUACAUCUUCUCUGCAGAAGUGCACCAGCUCCUCGGCUCCCACGUCGAUUACGCGCACGGCGCUCAGAUGCCCAGUGAAUUCACCAGAGCCAUAGGAAUGAGACACACUGUGCAUGUGGAGGACAUGAUUGGCUAUCUGAAGCGUUGGUGCGUGAAGGUGUCUGAUAAUCCGUCUGAGGAUCCUGAAGGAGCAGAUUUCACUACUACAAUCGAUCACAUCCAUACAUUGUAUCGAUACCUGUCCGCCGAGUGCACUAGCAUCAAGCUCCGAGACCUGUUCCAGCAUGCACCUGCUGUCUUCAUCGAGUAUGACAGGAAGGAUGACUGGUGCUCUGGGCGCUUCUAUCAUCUUAAGGAGGUUUGCUGGUCUGAUCCGACAGGCAUGUUUCACAGAUACAAGGAGCUGAUUCGACGGGCUGACAGCGGCAUACAGGAGCCCAGAGUCCUGGCACCGUUUUAUAAUCAUUUGGAGGACAUGAAGAAAUUUUUCAAGUCUCUGAGUGUGCAGCCCAGUCCGUCUAUGAAGCAGUACGUGUCUCUGCUGGAGGCUGUUUGUGAGGCAUCUCCUCUUGCGACAGGAGAUGUUGUCCAAGACGUCUCUGUCGUCUUCGCCAAACUAGCUGAUAAAUGCAAGACCCAUGUUCAUGGAGAUCAGGAUCAGGACACUCAGCUCAACCCAGUCUACUGCAGCUCUCUGAAAGAAAUGGUGUCUCAUAAAAGAGUGUUUCCCACCAAGACUAGCGGUUGGGUCACAUUAGCUCGUAAGCCCAUGAUCGCAGACAGCGCAAACCUGGAGAAGAUCUUCAAAUCACAUAGUUCGGUUUGUCUGCUCAACCUGCCGUCUGCAGCCAAGAGAGCAGCCAACAAAUCCAGGCAUGAAGGCAAGCAGGAGAAGGAGGCGUUCAGCGAGCGCGACCGUGAGUUAUUCCUGGAGAUCUGCGGGGUGGAGCGGCUCUCCCAGCGCGUGACCACCGAAGCGCAGACCGAGAGCUACAGGCCUUGCCCUGCGGUGCAGACCCUGGUGCGGCAGCUCGUCCCAUACAUCCAGAGGUUCAUCUUCCACAACACUGAUUUCGAUGACGUGUACAGUGAGCUGAAGGAGAGUGGGAUUGCUAAAUACAUUCGCUCGCUGAGUUUUGGACAGGUUGGGAAGCUGUAUAUUCACUAUCGGCUUGAGGUGCCGGAUGAGAACCCGAUUUUUGAGAGCGAGGAUAUUAUAUGUCUCCUAAAAGACAAAAAAGAGCUGUACAUCCAUAAAGAUCACCUCUCGGCCAAACUGGACAUCUGCAGAGAGCUGGUGAAACUGUUCACCACAGACAAGAGCUUUGCUAAAGAGCUAGAGCGCUUCCUCCAGGGCCUUGUGACAUGUGUAAAUAACCGAGCUGAUUUAAAGAGGUUUCUGGACAGAGAAAACACUCGAGAACUCCCUGCAAAUGAGGAACCAUGGGAGGUGCCGGCGCCGGUGGAAGUAAAAGCAGAAACCAUCGUGUCGUCUCUGGUCCGGCCAUCAGGAGACGUGCAGGAGGAGGAAAUGCAGACACAACACAAUAAAGAGGACCGGCUGGUUUGCUGGCCACCGAAAGCCUCUCUCAGUAAAACAGGUGGCAGCAGUUCAGGCAGUCAGGCUGUUGAAGAGGUGAUGAAGAUGUGGCCUCCUCCUGCUGCUCCUGCUGCUCUGGGUCUCGAGAGGAGCUCGUCCAACAUCAGUGUCCAUCAGCGAACCGCAGAGCCUCCACUGCACACAGAACCAAGAGCUCAACAUGAACAGGGUCCCAGACCAAGCAAUGUCCCGCCACGAGCCACAGAGCGGAGGGAAGAUGUCCAGUCUGUGGUCAGUCCUCGGCAGCCUGUGAAACCAAACGCCGCUACAGAUGAAGAAGAAGAAACUACAGUGGACAAAACCAACCCGCCACCUCCAACAGCAGAUGAUGAACACUCAACACCGCAAAGCCAAAAUCCAGCCCAGGCCCCAGAGGUGGUGUUGAGCCAGUUCCAGGGAGCUGAAGGCCUGCAGCGUCCGCCCAUGACUCUAGACACCGCCGUCUGGAGCAAAGCCGUGGCUCUGGAGGACGUGCUGGAGGAUCUGCCGCUGGAUUGCACCAUGCCUCAAACCCUGGUGCUGCCUAAAGACAAAGAAGACACGGCCAGCAUCGGACAGUGGGGAGAGCAGCUGGUUCACUCCUUCCUCACGCACUGGAGAGAGAACGGCGGCCCCAGUCAAAUCACCUGGUUCAACGAGAAAGGAGAGAGCGGCCGCGCAUGCGACUUCAAGAUGACCUUCACAAAUAACGGGAGCACGCAAGAAGUCUUCGUGGAGGUGAAGACGACGGUCAGGCGAGAUCGACACUUCAUCCACAUGUCUGCGAACGAGCUGGAUUUGGCACUGAAGGAGAAGGAGCGAUAUCACAUAUAUCGAGUGUACGGCGCUGGAGAUGUGCAGCACGUUCGUCUCUGUCGCAUCAAGAAUCUCGCGCAGCAUCUGCACUCCAAGUCUCUGGAAUUGUUUUUAUUCGUGUAGCCAUCUUUAGUCUUAUUGAAAAUCUUGAGUUGUUUUAGAAUAACAUUUCUGACCUAUGCUUAGAUGUACAAUUCUGCCUGUUUGCACUCGAUUCUGUUCAUCAAAUUUAUUAUUUUUUUUAACUACUGACACUGUUUGUACUGAUAUGUGCGAUUGCACAAUUUUAGUGGCCAGUUAAACGUUUUAAAGAAUCAACAUUUUCUCUAUUCGCAUGUUUGGUCAUGUAUUCAAAGCACAGGUUUUGCAUCGAUUCCUUCAUAAGCUCUACUGUAAAAGUAUAACUUUACUCUUUGGAUUGCCAUAAUCAGUUCAGUAAAUAAAAGAAAUGU
This is a messenger RNA of Sinocyclocheilus rhinocerous, 9464 nucleotides long. RefSeq lists its product as uncharacterized. The transcript is spliced from 49 exons. The coding region runs from base 136 to 9135 and encodes 2999 amino acids. Lineage: Eukaryota; Metazoa; Chordata; Actinopteri; Cypriniformes; Cyprinidae. The record is from RefSeq and is a predicted model, not a curated record.